AUGAGUGAGCCUCUGUUGACAGUGAAAGACGAGUCGCCGUCGAGCGAUGGCACGCAGCUGUACAGACGAGCCAGCAGGCUGCUGGAAGCUGAGCAGGGAGAUGAACUGGCAGCACAAGGAGCAGCGGAGGCGAGUCCCAUAGCAGAGAAUCAACAUCAGUCGGAAGCGCAAACAUCCUCCUCCGGCUCCUCCAGCGCUGAGCCGCCUCCGUCGUCGUCGUCGUCCGUGCCGGCAUCGUCGCAAAACGGCACAGAGACGACCGAGAAAGCCAUCAAUCUACUAGUCCGGGCUGUUCGUGCGGGCAGCACGCAAGCCAGGGAACUGCUGGAGGAUGCGCUGACAAAAGGUCGUGGAAUCGGACACAAAAAUAUCGUCGAGGUGCUCUCCACCAUCCGAAAUCAGACUACAGAGCCGGUGGUCAUGGCAGCACGCGAGGUCUUCACCUCGCUGGCCACUCCGGGUUUGAAGAGUGCAGCGGAACGAUCCGACAUAAACUACGCCAAUAUGUCGGCCGACCAGCUGGAGCGUGUGCUCCAGGAAAAGUUUGCAAAGACCAGCGCGGACAAACAAGCGGCUGGCGCGGAUGAUGAUGAUGUAGCCGGGGCAGCAACAGCUGAAGAUCAAAGGGAGGCGAUUCGGUCGAUUAUCGAGAAGACAGUGGAGCUCGGAGAUGACAACAAGAAAAUGGUAUCCGAGGAUGAGUUCCUGGCUGUGGCAGUUUCCUAUGCGAAUGGUGAACUGCCAGGAGGAAACCUGCAGGCACUGCGCGAGUCAAGUGAAUUUAACAAAUUAGGAUGGGUGGAGCGGGCGCAGCUGGACCCACUCAAGACUGCCAAGAAUGUGGCAAAGCAUGCGCUGCACUUCGCCGAGGACAAAGGCGAGCGCUGGCUGAUCAAGGCCAUCCCGUACCACCAGCUGGCCUACAUCCUCUUCCUCUACAUCAUGACGUACGUGGUGGUGCCGAAAGUCAUGUGGCACUUCGUACCGCUGUUCCUCUUCUACGCAUCGCUGGCGUUCAUGAUAAUCGCCACGUUCCAGCAGAUCUGGUUCCAGCGCAUCUUUCAAUUCUACCACGUCUACUCGUACGUCUUCAGCGGAUUCAACAGCGCGCUGGACGUGAACAAAUACGAACUGAUGUUCACUCGCAAGAAUGGCCUGCAUUCCCUCGUCCUAUUCUUCAGUGCCUACGUGGUCAUCGUGGCUAUACGGCCUCUCGCAACCGAAAUGGGAUUGCUGAAUGAGCUGGUCACACUGAUGGCGUUCUUCUUCUCGGCGGUGAGUUUUCUCUCGUGUGCUGGCAGCCACUUUGGGGAGAUAUAUCGCUCCAUGAAGCUGCGUCUUGCUGCCGUGGCUCUUGGCUGGUUCUGCUCUAGUGGUCUGCUGGAGGGCACGCCGUUGAGUAGCUUCCUGGGCGCGUGGUUCAGUAUUCCUCUAGCCUACACUGGCGUCAGCGUGACUGUUGGCCCACAGACUGCACUGUUGGCUGCGAGUACGGGACUGCUGGUCCGUACCGGUCUGCGUCGUGGCCUGAUCUCCUGGCCGCUGGUCGUACUGCCGCAUCUGGUCUUCCUGGCGUGGUUCGACCUGGCGUUGCUCAUCCUGCCCACGUGUUCCCUGGCCGGUUUCCUGAAAGUCGGCCUUGCUGUCCUGGCCCUGCCCUUCUCACCCGUACUCAUCACCCUCACGCCAAUCUAUCUGGCAUCACGCGGUGGCCUGGUAGCCAUCGGUCUUAUCCUCACUGCCAUGCUGAUCGUGGCCGGUAGCCUGGUAGUGCUUGCCAGGAUGCUGGACCUGUCCAAAUCGCUGUCCUGGUUUUCAAAACUGCAGGUCGGCUCGCAGCUGCUGCUGCUGGCGGGAUUUAUACUGGGCGUUACAAUGUCAAUUGCCCUGGUGCACAGCAGCUUCAGCUCGGUGAUAAACCCCAUGGCCAGCUCCACAGUACUGCCGAUCGGCUGGAAGGACUAUGCGGACAGGUGCAACAAGGCCAAUAGCAGUGUGGCAACUCGCCAACUGGCGUGUCUCCACUUCAAUGGUCAGCUGAUCCAGUGGCGUGGUACGGUGCAGGACCUGCGUAUAACAGAAAUCAAUAACAACAUACGCUCCACGCUCACCAGUAUCCCAUGGGGACUUGGCUACUAUUUCUACUGGCUCGGCUUUCCGGAUAGCUCGCGGUGUCCGCACGAAGAAGAGGACGGCCUCGACUGUAAAAUUCACCACGUGGCCAUGUCGCACUUGGAUCUGGUCAACGUGUACAAGUUCUCUUUGACCGUGCAAAUGCCAGAGCCAGACGACUCGCUCACGAUCAGUGUCGGUCACCAUCUCUUGCCCAAUGUACCGUAUAUAACCGAGGGGACGCUGCUGGAGUUCAAAGCGGUCAUUCACAAUGCCGGAAGUGACAAGGGACCCACGCUGACGGCAAAGAAAGUAUCCGUUCUCGAUGAGGACGGCCGUGAGGUCCACGUAUCGCAGAUUCCGCAGGAGCAGAGGUCGGUCGCGGAUGAAAUGGAGCGGGCAGGACAAGAAGUGAUGGCAGCUCUGGCGGGCGCAGUGAGUCAAGUCGACAAGCUUGAUUUAAGUGAGAGGAGCCGAACCAGUGAACCAUAGCAAGUAACAGUAUGAGUUGUGCCAUGGCGUCGACAGUAAUAUUUGUCUGGCUGAACUGCUGUAUAGCUGUGCAAUUUUAUGACAAAUAAAUUAUAAAAAUCAUUGCUUUACAGGUGCAAAAAAAUUCAUCAAAUCAAAAAUCCUGCUCGAAACGAUGCAAUCGGACAGAGUUAUUUCUGAAACUGCUUGCAGUCCUAUGUUACAAUCGACCUCAAGAACUGCUAGUACACGUGGAGCGUGUCCUUGGUUUUUUGGCCUUUAAUGAUAGCUUGCAUAGACCUCGG
Molecule: messenger RNA, 2888 nt
Organism: Sycon ciliatum
Lineage: Eukaryota; Metazoa; Porifera; Calcarea; Leucosolenida; Sycettidae
Product: wolframin-like
Exons: 4
Coding region: 1-2604 (867 amino acids)
Biological process (GO): calcium ion homeostasis; endoplasmic reticulum unfolded protein response
Cellular component (GO): endoplasmic reticulum membrane
Source: RefSeq, a predicted model, not a curated record